This is a messenger RNA of Penicillium subrubescens, 1509 nucleotides long. Its product is annotated as DUF5427 domain-containing protein MTC1. The coding region runs from base 1 to 1509 and encodes 502 amino acids. The record is from RefSeq and is a predicted model, not a curated record. Lineage: Eukaryota; Fungi; Ascomycota; Eurotiomycetes; Eurotiales; Aspergillaceae. The transcript is spliced from 2 exons.
AUGCCUGCCAAGGGCGCAAAACCUACCAGCGAUGAGCUCCUAGCUCAGUUCGAUGACCUCGGCAUCGAACAGUCAGGCGAAAAGUCCACGAAACCAGCUGCUGCAGCCGCCACGGACAACAAUGCCAAGGGCGAGCAGGAAGACGUCCUAGCUGAGCUGGAGAAGCAAGCUUCUCAGCGGCCUAGCAGUGGCCCAGGUACCCCGAGACUAUCGGCAGACAAGGCUCGCUCCGCGACCAAGUCCCCUCGCCUCAGUGCUACGAUCGAGCGAAGCAGCGAGGACAAGACUCGAUUGUCGGCGGAGGUUCCUCGUGUAAGCGCCAAGCAGGAACAGCAAAAGCAGGAGCCCGAGCCUGCGGCUGCUCAGCAGCAAGAGCAGAGUCAGGGUGGUGGGUGGUGGGGAGGGUUCUUCGCUGUGGCCGGUGCUGCUGUGAAGCAGGCUGAAGCUGCUGUUAAGGAAAUCCAGAACAACGAGGAAGCUCAGCGGUGGGCACAGCAAGUCAAGGGCAAUGUGGGCGCUCUCCGAGACUUUGGCGGCGAACUUCGCAACAUGGCCAUCCCAACCUUCACCAAUCUGAUCCACACCCUUGCCCCUCCGAUCUCAUCGCACGAACGCCUCCAAAUCCACGUCACCCACGACCUCUCCGGCUACCCUGGCAUUGACCCACUCGUCUACGCAGUAUUCUCACGGGUAAUGUCGCAAGUAGAAGGCGGCGACCUCCUCGUGAUCCAGCGCGGUCAAGAAUCCGCACCAAAGCGCGGCCUCGACGUGGGCGGCUACAUGUCCAGCACAGGGUGGAACGACGGACCUUGGUGGCGCAGCGUGACACCGGGUACUCCACGCACCGUCAACGCCGUGCGCGGCGCCAUCGAGGCCUCCAAGCUCGCUCGCGCCAGCGCAGAGAGCUACGCAACAGAAUAUUUCUCCACGCGGGGCGGUAUUGAAGAAGCCGCCAAGCAAGCUAGCGAGGACCUCAGCGAGUCAAACCCAGUGCGCAGCAGUGAUAUCUUCCUCGCUAUCCAGGCUAUCAGCCAGACCGUGUCGGCAGAGCUCUUCCAAGCCGGUGCAUCGGGUGAAAGGGCCGAGACACCAGGCGUUGUUUCCGCCCCCGAGGCUGACGAGGAAAUUGCGUUUGCGUUGUACCUUCACGACCCCGUGCACGGCAUCGCCUUCCACACCAUCUCGCAGCCCGUGCCAGCGAAGUGGAUCGAAUGGCUCGAUGCAUCGGCCCCCGCGGCCGAGAACCCGGAUUCCGAGGAUGGGGAUGUUCCCCGCGCGGUCGUUCCCGAGGCUAUUGCCGAUAUCAUCGAGGCUGGCGGUGUCGAUCCCCGUGAGUGGGUCGCGGAGUGGAUUGAGGAGACCUUGUCGCUGGCGGCUGGGGUGGUUGCGCAGCGUUAUGUUGCGCGUCGAAUGGGCGUUGGUGAGGGUGGUGUUGGCAAGGGCAAGAUGCGGGCUGAGCAGGCGUCGACCGUGGAUAGUGGUGCUGGCGAGGCGGCUCGUGCUAUGUAG